AUAAAGCCAUCACUGUUUAAUUACGCUCCGUUAAUUUUUCGAUGAAUGUGAUCAGAAGUCUGUCUUUCAGAUAUCGGCAACUUUCUUCAUUCAAAUAUUAUCACUAAAUUCAAAUAGUUUAAUUAUUUCAAAAUCUAUUUUUCGUUACAAAAGUUUUAUAAAUUUAUUCAUGAUGAUAUCAAUAAAAUAUAUUGUUUUAAGUGUAUGGUUCGCAAGUGUUUCUUGUUAUGAAUUCGAAAACUUCAAUUUAUCAGUAACAGAUACUCCAAUCACACACAUAAAUAUGGCUCAACUUUUUGAACUUUGUUAUGCAAAUACAUCAAAUCCUAUAGCCAUCACUGAAAACUUGGCAAAGACAUUGCACAAAAAUUUGACCGAUACAACAAAGGCACCAGUCAUUAUCAUCAACGAUGAAUUCAUAUCGAAAGACAUUCAACUGUACAAUCCAACCUAUCCAAUGUAUAUAUUAUCAAUGACGAGUCAAAUGGAAUUAGAUGCUCUUUUGAGCAAGCUGAUAGAUUCACCCUUCUGGAGUAUUCAAUCAGCGUUUUUCGUGUUAGUCGAAUCUGUAAAAUCAUGUGAAGAGGAUUCAUUUCAAGUUUUGGGACUACUAUGGGAGUUUGAUCUGUUAUCAUGUGUCGUGGUGUGCUCCGGUACCAGCACGGAAACUACUCUCUAUACUUACAAUCCUUUCACGAAACGAGCUCCCGAUCCUUGGAUUGAAAUUGAGAAAAAUUGGUUUGACCACAACCGUCGACCAGUGACCUUCUACAAGCAAUUUUUCACAAACGAUCAUAAUAUAUGUGCGAAUCUCACUUUCGAUAAAACUAAACUUCUUGAUGGUUAUCCUGUUACAAUGGCCGAGUAUUUACCGGGAGGUACAAAGUUUUACUUGGCUCAAACAUUUGCUUCUUUGAAUACAACUCCGCAACCAACUGUCUUCGGGAAUGAUGCUUUUUUAGUCGCUGAAGCAGUAAUGCAAGGUAAACAAGAUAUUAGUGGAGACUUGUAUGCUGAUAGUGUAUUUCAAUUUGGAGACGUAGUGCCCGUGACUUUUGAACUUUCUUAUGUCAUAGUAACACAAAAGCGAAGUUUUCAACCAGCAUUUUAUGAAAUUAAAAGUGUGUUCGACAUUAAUGGCGCUAUAGGGAUAAUAAUUAUUCUUCUUUUAAUUACCGUCCUGAUUAUAUUGCACAAUGGGUAUCAAGUCAGAUUGGCUAUUCUGGAUGUCUUGAAGCUGUUGAUGAGUAUGGGAAUGGAUGCACCUCUUGAUCGACUCGCUAUGAAAUUAACUUUCUUUACCGCUUUUUUGUUCGUUUUUAUGUUUGGUCCAGCACUUGAGGGACAAAUAUUCGCCACACUGACUCGUCCGCCAUCUCAGAACGUGGAGUCUCUUAAGGACUUGUAUGAUCAAAAGUACCACGUAUAUUAUCUUCAAUCGGUCCAUAAUAGUAUAUUAGAAGAAGGGUCAUGGAAAACUGAAGAGGAAAUGAAAUAUUUACAUCCCCGUCCAAUCUCUUUUCCCGUCGGAAGAUGUUUAAAACUAAUGAUGCGAGAUCCUGAAGUUGCGUGUGUCAUUCAAAAUUUUCACAUGCUAUUUUGGACUAGGAAAUUUGAUUUUCACGCGUCCAAAAAAUUUGUGUUUAAAAAGAAUUAUUUCUAUCAUUCUCGAUUAAAUUGGGCCCUGGGCAAACGAUUUUAUCAAAGAUUAUUAAAAUUUCAAGAAUUAGGUCUCACAGAACGUGGCGGCGAGCCACUGUACAUCCGGAUUGCAUCGAACAAAAUGAAAAUUGCUAAAAGAAAAGAAAAAAUGUUAAAUUAUGACAUAAUUGACGCUGAAGAUUUGACAAAUUUAUAUAUAUUUUUGGCAUUUUUUCAGCUUUUGGCAGUCAUCAUAUUCGGUUUUGAACAUAUUGUUGCAUAUUAUCGCCGUUAAAGACGAUAGAAAUAAAAAUUCGAUAACAUCGACAAAAUAUGCCUAUUACCAAAAACAGAUGGGCUUGACUCAAUAAAUUUGAUUGUGUAGAUUUCCUCUAUUCAACUAAUUUUCAUGUUUUUUAUUUAAAUUAAGUUAUUUAUUAACAGUCGAAUGUUAUAUUUUGUGAGUAUUACAGCAAAAGCUUCACCAUUAGAUGUGAUUUUUACUAUAAUAAUUAUGCAGUAAUUAUGCAGUAAGUAAUCAUAACAUAUAUUACAAGAUUUUCAGAAUAAAAAUAUAAUUAUAUAACCACUAUAGUUAUAAUUACAUAAUAAUGUGUAUAUAUUUAUUUUAGUUUCCCUGACUAGAAACUCUGAUUGAAUCUAAUUCAAUCGAAUAAGAAUUGUGACUUUCUAAAUGAGUCCGAUUAAAUAAAUAAAUUGAAUAAAUUUUAAUCGGAACAAGAUAUUUUUCCGAUUGAAAUUCGAUCAAUUAUUCGGAACCGUUCCAAGUGCAUUCCGAUUGACUGAUUUCAUUCGACAGCGUUCCAAUCAGAUUCUAUCGGUGUUUUUAAGCAGAGUUUGAAAUCACGUUUAAAUGUGUUAUCAAUUUAACUGAAUUUCCGAUUUUACUAAUAAGAUUCAAUUAUAUUUUACAUAAAUAAAAAAAAAAACUGAAUAUUUUAGUGAGGCACCAUAUGAUUAAAUUGUGUAAGUUUUGAUCAUCUUUCCAAGUAAUUUAUUUAUUUAAGUAAUAAAUCUUAGUUUAUAAGUCAUGUCUAACA
This is a messenger RNA of Microplitis mediator, 2702 nucleotides long. RefSeq lists its product as uncharacterized. The transcript has 3 exons. The record is from RefSeq and is a predicted model, not a curated record. NCBI's taxonomy places the organism in Eukaryota, Metazoa, Arthropoda, Insecta, Hymenoptera, Braconidae. The coding region runs from base 170 to 1936 and encodes 588 amino acids.